Closterium sp. Yama58-4 is the source of this 1797-nucleotide messenger RNA. The record is from the annotation of a GenBank genome assembly. Lineage: Eukaryota; Viridiplantae; Streptophyta; Zygnematophyceae; Desmidiales; Closteriaceae.
AUGCUGGCGACAACACUGGACGGUUGCGAUGUUCUGCUGGGACGGGAUUGGCUACAUCGAUUCAAUCCGACGAUCGACUGGACGACGGGAGCGAUCACGGUGCUGUGCAACAAGGGGCGCGUGACACUUGCGAAAUGGGCGGAGCCGGAGCCGAUGACAACACGUGUCAACGCAAUCACGCUGAAGCGGGCGAUAAAACGGGGAGCGCAAGGCUACGCCGUACAGCUGUACGAGGUGGUGGCGUCCGAGAAAAUCGCCGACAUUGACACGCUCUGCGCUGCUGUACCCGACGACGUGGCGAGCAUAAUUCGGAGGUAUCCCGAAAUUUUCGCGGAUGACCUACCUGACGGGCUGCCACCUCAGCGUCCGGAGGACCACAGGAUCGAGCUGGAGCCAGGCGCAAAACCAACUGUUCGGUCACAGUGGCGGCUCAGCCAACCGGAGCUCGACGAGUUGCGGAAACAGCUGGAUUAUCUGCUCUCGAAGGGUUUUAUCCGGCCGAGCACGUCACCUUACGCCGCCCCGAUACUGUUCACACCGAAGAAAGACGGAGGCCUGCGCAUGUGUAUCGACUAUCGAGCGCUGAAUCGGAUCACCAUCAAGUCGCGUUACCCGAUUCCGCGAGCGGACGACCUGCUGGAUCAGCUUCGCGGGGCUCGCUUCUUCUCGAAAAUCGAUUUGCGAGGUGGCUACCAUCAGAUUCGCGUGUUCGCCGACGAUUGCCCGAAGACUGCGUUUCGCACCCGCUACGGCUGUUACGAAUACACAGUGAUGCCGUUCGGUCUGACAAACGCGCCCUCGACGUUCCAGCUCACCAUGAAUGGGGUGUUUCGGGACAUGCUGGACAAAAAAGUGAUAGUUUACCUGGACGACAUCCUGGUGUACAGCAAGACUCGGGAGCAGCAUUUACAGGAUUUGGAGGAAGUGUUCCGGCGCUUGCAGCAGAACCGACUGAUAACUAAGGCUCUAAGUGCUUUUUCGGAGUGGAAAGCGCCCACGAACAUCACGGAGUUGCAGAGUUUCCUCGGUUUCGUCAACUACGUCCGCCGUUUUGUACCGAAUAUGGCGGGGGUGACCAGGCCGUUAACCGAUCUUCUGCAUAAGGGCGUGCAAUUUUUGUGGGGGGAGAGAGAGCAGCUGGCCUUCGAUGAGCUGAAGAAAAUUUUGAGUUCACCCCCGGUACUUCGCCUGGCAGAUCCAUCUCGACCGUUCGAAGUCGUGACGGACGCCAGCGAUUUCGCCGUCGGCGCUGUGCUACUACAGGACUUCGGCAACGGGCUGCAACCCAUCGCGUACGAGUCAAGGAAAAUGCAGCCGCCCGAGCGCAACUACCCUGUACACGACAAAGAAAUGCUCGCCAUCGUGCAUGCAUUUCGUACCUGGCGCUGUUACCUCACGGGAGCUGACGUCACCAUCCGAACCGACCACAAGUCAUUACAGUACAUGCGCAGCCAACCACAGCUCAACCCGCGACAAAUUCGGUGGCUCGACUACCUCGAGUCCAAUUUCAGCUACACCAUCACCUACAAGAAGGGCGCCAACAACAUCGCCGACGCCCUGACCUUCCCAUCGAUGCAGACCGCAGCAGUACUAAUCGCCCAUUCUAACCAACCCGCUAUUGGCAGGACUAUUCAAGCACGGCUACAAGACCGACAGGUUUUUCAGGACCAAUCAACAUCAACGAGUCACCACAGCACAUGGCAGCUAUUACCUAAAAGUCGGCAUUUCGGCGUCGACAAAACACUGAAGCUGCUGCAGCAGAAUUACUACUGGCCCGAAAUGGCGUCGGACGUGUAG